Ilex paraguariensis (yerba mate) is the source of this 360-nucleotide messenger RNA. NCBI's taxonomy places the organism in Eukaryota, Viridiplantae, Streptophyta, Magnoliopsida, Aquifoliales, Aquifoliaceae. The record is from the annotation of a GenBank genome assembly.
AUGGACCUUACUGCUGGGAUGGUUGAUAAGGCAAUUAAUGUUUUGUCGAAUCUUGCUACUAUAAAUGAGGGAAGGGCAUUGGUCAGGAGGGAGGGAUUCCUGUAUUGGUUGAGGUUUCGAGUUGGGUUUGCAAGAGGUAAGGAGAAUGCAGUUGCUGCUCUCCUACAACUAUGCAAUAGAUUCUGUAAUAUGGUUCUCCAGGAGGGAGUUGUUCCACUAUUAGUGGCAUUGUCACAGUCCGGCACACCAAUAGCCAAAGAGAAGGCUCGGGCACUUCUAGCUAUUUCAGAAACCAAAGGCAUGGUAAUGCUGGGAGGGGUUGACUUUGAUGAAAUGACAUUUGGCCGUGCAAUAUUGUGA